AUGGCUCUUCAAUUCGAAGGCAAGGUCGCGAUCGUAACAGGCGGGAACUCAGGCAUCGGUGCCGCCACAGUCGCCCUCCUCGCGGCCCAAGGCGCCCAAGUCGCCAACCUCGACCUUGCCGACGCACCCACUAAUCCCAACCAAGAUUCGGUCACAUACUACCAGUGCGAUGUCUCCUCCAACGACGCCGUCGUAGAGAUUGUCGACGCCAUCUUCACCAAGUUCGGGCACAUCGAUAUCCUAAUCAACAACGCCGGCGUAAUGGACGACUUCUCCCCCACCGCCUCUGUGACCGACGCCGCCUGGACCAAAGUCCUCAACAUCAACCUCAACGGCCCUUUCCACCUGAUCCGCGCUGUAAUCCCCUACAUGCUCAGAAACGACCCGAAGCCUCCCGCCAACGCUGCCCCUUCCUUCAAUUUCCGCGGCGAGCAAGGCCCUCCCCGUACCCCAUCCAAGGGCAGCAUAGUAAACCUCUGCUCCACCGCCAGCAAGCACGGCGCAGCGCCGGCACAGCCUACACGGUCUCCAAACACGCUCUCCUCGGCCUCUCCCGCAGCACGGCGUGGAUGUACCGCGAGCAAGGAAUCCGCUGCAACGCCGUCUUACCAGGCGGAGUAG
Molecule: messenger RNA, 621 nt
Organism: Cyphellophora attinorum
Lineage: Eukaryota; Fungi; Ascomycota; Eurotiomycetes; Chaetothyriales; Cyphellophoraceae
Product: 3-oxoacyl-[acyl-carrier-protein] FabG
Exons: 2
Coding region: 1-621 (206 amino acids)
Molecular function (GO): oxidoreductase activity, acting on the CH-OH group of donors, NAD or NADP as acceptor
Source: RefSeq, a predicted model, not a curated record